CUCUUAUCUAUGAAACUCCGCGCUCUUGAAGUCGUGUUGUGUGUUUACAUUUGUUGUUAAGUUCAAAUUCGAAUAAUGUGUUACAAUUUUCUUGGGAUUUAUGUACUCGUAAUAGUUUAUAAAAUACGAAUGUAACCUCAAGCGUUCUAUUCAUUUUACGAAACUUCUACACAUAAAUAAAUAUCACUUACGAUAAUUUGAAUUCAAGACUGCAGAUAUGAUGUAGUUCUAUUGAUUGCAAAAAAAUUUAGUUAAGAAAUAUGUAUAUACAUGCCAAAGAUGCAUGCAAUAUCAAAAAACUCAAGUAUUAAAAUAAAUGGUAAAAUACAAUUUAGUUAGUUUUGAAAUUGUAUCUUGGCCAGAAAGAGGUCUAUACGAAUUUGUAUUUUCUAACUCAGCACGUGCUCAAAAAUCUAAAAAUCAUGCAAUCUAAAGAAGCUGUCACGUGUGACAUUUGUUUUGUAUUAAAUGGUGAUAGUCCUGCAGAAUCAACUGAAAACUUAAAAGAUGCAUUUGAUGCUGUGGAUUCUCAUCAGAUGGAACCAAAUUGGCUGCCUGCAAAAGAAUGUUUAAAAUUCGCUUCAAAAGAAACCAAAUUAUUUGUUAUGGACCCAUUCGAAGGUGAAGUAUUCGAACAUUUGAAAUCCAUUCGCUGCCGUGUACUUGGACCUCUCUGCAUUCUUUACUGUCUUCAGUAUGGUGAUGUUCUGCCUAAACGUCCAUAUCCUGUUUAUAGCGUAUCUAUGAGAAAAAUUACUGUAUCCUGUUCAAACAUGGAUAAUGCUCGUAGAGAAGAUAUUUUCCGGAAGGUGGAAUUGAUGGGUGGAUUAUACAGCAAGGAUUUCACCAAAAGUGUUACCCAUUUAAUUGUUGGUGAAGUUGGGUCCAAAAAAUACCAAGUUGCUGCUGCAAAUUUUGGUUUACCAAUCAUGAUACCUGAGUGGGUAGAUGAUGUCUGGUCAGAUGGUCAAUAUAAACGAAUUCAUGCUUCUGAUAGUUGCUAUGAUAAGUACAAAUGUCCAGUUUUCAAAGGCUUAAAGAUUACUGUUUCACAAUUAAGUAUGGAAGAAAGAAAUGCCAUUCAAUCCAUCAUUGAGACACACGGGGGUACGUAUUUACCUCCAUUGAAAGCUCAUGAAACUACUCAUCUUGUUCUAAGCGAGCCUAGUGGCCAGAAAUACCAAUACGCUAAAACUUGGAAAAUUUAUUGUGUAAAUGUGAAUUGGAUUUAUGAAAGUGUUAAAGCAGGUUACUGUAAAGAUGAAAAUCUUUAUAAAAUUGAAAAUUGUAGCAGGACAGCACAACCAAAACGUUCAACCCCUAAUAGGGAUUUAACCUUUGAAAUGCCUCCUGUAGAAUGUAGUGUUAUAAACAAUGUUUCAAUUGUUUCCCACUUAGAUGAAACUCUCAGAAGUGAUGUAUCUGUUGCUAUCGUCAGUAAAAAACAACUAAAAAACUCUGUCUUAGAAAAAUUUGAUUUAGCAACUUUGCCAAGAAAUGGUCAAUUUCUUGAUGGUUGCAAAAUCUUUCUUUAUGGUUUCAACCCUUCUCAUCUAGAAAAAUUAAAGAAAAUAGUCAAUGCUGGUGCUGGAAUGAGAUUUAAUAAAUACACUGAUAGUGUUACUCAUAUUGUAUGUGAUGAGCUCUCAGAUGAUGUUAUGAACAUAGUUAAAUCUAGCUCUACAAAGCCAUUUAUUCUGAAUUCUAAAUGGCUAAUGGAAUGUUGCACCAAAGAGCAACUAGUCGAUGAAAAACCAUUUCUUUUCAUGGAUUCAGCUAUGCUUAGUCCUGAAAAAGAGGAAUCUAAAAGCAAAGCUGCCUCAUCAAAUAGCAGCUACAGUUCCCUGCAAAUUGCAGCUCCUGUUCCCGAUAAUAUAACUGAAAUUUUUAACCAGUAUAUGCCUAAUAAAUCUCAAAAUCAGGAUUCAAUCGUGGAAAGAAAAUCUGAUAAAAUCAGUGAUAAUUCAAAAUCUAAGCCAAAUAUUUGUAAUGCUGACCCAUCCACAUCUGAUCCUCAAUAUGAUGUUCCUGAAGUGAUUGACCUUGCAGAUGAAGGUCCCACUCCAAGCGUAGCUGCAUUAUUUUCUGGGCUUAAAUUUGUUGUGGCUGGAUUUGAGGAAAAAGAUUCUGAUAUUCUUUGUAGAAUGAUAGAAAGUCAUUCUGGAGUGGUUCUCUCUCCACAUAGCUCUAUUGUUGCUGAUAUUGCCAUAGUUCCUAUUAUUAAGCACGAGUAUGAGCUGCAAGCUUCAAACAUAAUUACGAACUGUUGGCUUCAAAAAUGCCUUGAAGACAGCAGAAUUUACGAUUUUGAAGAAAAUGAAUUAUUUUCCCCAGUAGCGAUACACGCAGGCCAAAAACCAUUUGUAUCGUAUGUAAUAUCUGUUAGUCAGUAUACUGGAACUGAGAGGGACUGCUUAAUGCACUUAGCUGAAGUAAUGGGAGCAACUUGUCAGGAAUAUUUUGUUAGAAAAGCUAAUAAGUCUAGAGGAAUUUUGUCAAACACUCAUUUAAUUGUUGCAACUCCCGAAGGCAACAAGUAUGAAGCUGCUAAAAAAUGGAAAAUACCCGCUGUUAGUAAACAAUGGGUUCUAGAUGCUGCAAAACUAGGAGUUGCUCCACCUGUGCACAGCUAUUUAAUUGAUGUUUGUGUUAAGAAAUGUGUUGUUCGUGAAGAUAAUCCUGCUGAAAAUACGUCAAAUUCUCAGAUUAAUAAAAGAAGUCUUGCUAAAACAUUUUCCAAUGAGUUUCAAAAGAAUUUAUUGGAACCUCAAGAGCCAUUACCUGAGCUAUCUACAAAUGCCGUGCCUGCAGGGGUUGAAUUUUCACCUGCUUUAUCAAAAACUUCGAUACCAAAGCUCAGAUUACAAAAAAGUGAUCUGGAAUUACAAGAGCCAUUACCUGGGCCAUCUACAAACAAUAUUCAAGCCGAGGUUAAAAUGUCUCCUGUUUUAUCAAAAGCAAUUGAAAGAGUCUCAACACCUAUGCUGCCGAAAACAGUUAAUAAAAUUUUAUCCCCUCAUUUCUCUAAAUCAGAAAAUUCUAUCAAUGAGAGCUAUGAAAGUUUAGAUUUAAACAGAUCUUAUAAAUAUAAGUUUCGGAUUAGUGGUUUACUAAAUGAAUUAGAUUCGAGCACCCCUGCCAAUGAUCGCAGUAUGAGGAGGCGUAGCCUUGCAGUGGAAGAUAUUUUUGGAAAAAAUCUGGCAUCUGCAAUGAAAGGCUUGAAUUGUACAAUGGGUUCUGAAUCUGAGUAUAGUAACAUUGAUUGUGAACAGAUUGUAAAUGAACAAAAGCUCAUAAAGAGUGAAAAUAAAAUUUUUAAAGAUGUUGUUUUAUGUGUUUCUAAAAAACUAAAUAAUUUACAGCAUGAGUUGAAUGAAAUUGUCACUUCAUUAGGAGGGGAUUAUAUAUGGUCUUAUGAUAAUUCUUGCUCUCAUUUUGUUUUUAGUGGUAAGCCAAAUGAUCUGUCUAAAGAUUUCCGUGAAGCUAAGUCUGAUGGGAAGAAAAUUGUUUGUCCCGAAUGGGUUUAUGCGUGCCAAGAAAAAAAUUGCAUUUUAGAUGAAACCCUGUAUCCACACACAUUAAAACUGAAUAUGUCCCUUACUAAUGAAAUAUCUAUAGUCAAAAACAGUAGCAAUAGAAAAAGUACAGAAAAAGAAAAUAUUACUAUUGACGUAAAAACUCAAAAUAAAAAAGAUCCUGACUUCAAUAAGCAGUUAGAAGAACUUUUAGUGGCUGCUAAAUCCGAAAAGAAACGAAAUUCCAGGCGACUUGUAAGUUCUGUUUCCAGUAGCCCAACCACUGAAAUUUUAAGCAAAGUCCCACGACCUGUUUCGGACUCUUUUGUCAAACCUCUUUGCGUUGAAGAGAAUGCUAACACAGAAGAACACUCUGGCUCUCAACAGUUUUCCCAGCCAUACCCAAUUGUGUGGGAUGAUCCCACCGGACGGUUAGAGAGGGAAAAAAUUGCCGCCAUGAAUGCUAACACCAGAAAGUUUGAAAAUCUAUCUAAAUAUGAAGAAGAAAGCACGAGCAGAUCGGAACAAAUUUCUGACAAAAAAUUUGAAGAAGAGAGUGUUUUUGAAGAUGAAAAGCGUGCAGAAAUGAAAAGUGUUGUUGAAAGUGAGUUUUUGAAAAUUAAGAAGUUCAUGUUUACUAAUAUUCCAGAACCAAAGAAGUUAAAGUUCAUCGAAAUCAUUAGUGAUCUUGGUGGGGAGGUUUCAGACGAAAAAGUUUUCGAUUUGACUGCAACGCAUCUAAUAAUGGAGAAGCCAUUGAAAAAUGAAAAACUUUUGUCCAGUAUUGCGUCAGGAAAAUGGGUACUCCAUCCUCGAUAUCUGUUGGCUUCAGAAGAGCAAAAAAAGUUUCUAGCGGAAGAGGAUUUUGAGUGGGGUGGUUCGGCCACAAAUGAGUUUGCUCAGAACUUGCCAGCGAUGAGUAGAAAAAUUGCAAACUGUCCAUCCAGAUGGAGAUUGAAUCUAAGUUCAGAUAGCAGUAGAAAAGGUGCUUUCGAAGGCUGGAGUGUUGUAAUUAUUGCUGAAGACAAAGGAAAACAAGCAACUUACAAUAAAAUUCUCGGAGCUGGAAGCGCAGAAAUAAUUUCUUUCGAAGCAUCGAAUUCAUUCUUAGAUAAAAUAUCUCAUGUCAUUGUUGAUAUGAAAAAGAGAACAUUAUCCCAAAUCGACUUAAGUCCUUUUAUAUCUCAUAAUAUUUAUUGUAUCAAACCUGAAUAUAUUGCUUUUUACCUAAUUGAUGAUCCACCUCCAAAUGUCGAAAAUUUUGUUUUACCUGAGGCUAAAGAGUUGUUGAACAAUUCUUUGACGUCAUCAAAGCGACGAACUUUAAGUAUGACUACCAGAGGCAGUAAUAAAAGAAGUAGAAUAGCCUAAAAGCAAUUAAAAUAUUUUAGUUUUAUCCAUAAUUUCUAUAUUUAUUCUGUAAAUUAUUUUGUACAUAGCCAUAAUUUGUAAAUAUCGCACAAUUCAUAAAGAAUUAGAAUUUAUAUAAAUAAAACAUUUUUUGAUUA
Messenger RNA from Parasteatoda tepidariorum (common house spider), 5023 nucleotides. It is a transcript of the gene mus101, whose product is annotated as mutagen-sensitive 101. The record is from RefSeq and is a predicted model, not a curated record. Gene Ontology annotation, biological process: mitotic G2 DNA damage checkpoint signaling; DNA replication initiation; mitotic DNA replication checkpoint signaling. NCBI's taxonomy places the organism in Eukaryota, Metazoa, Arthropoda, Arachnida, Araneae, Theridiidae.